Coffea arabica (coffee) is the source of this 689-nucleotide messenger RNA. RefSeq names its product protein NONRESPONDING TO OXYLIPINS 2, mitochondrial. NCBI's taxonomy places the organism in Eukaryota, Viridiplantae, Streptophyta, Magnoliopsida, Gentianales, Rubiaceae. The record is from RefSeq and is a predicted model, not a curated record.
UCUGCUGCUUCAAAUACCCCUAAACCCUAAACCCAUAAGUGCCCGGCUAAAAAACUGAUCGCUUCCUCUCCAAUGGCAACUCGCUGUCGCACCCUUUCAAGACCAGCAUUUUCCCUUUUCAAAUCCACCAUGACACAGCCCUCAUCAAUCAGGAGACCCACUUCACCUUCAUCUUCAGUAUUUGGCAUCCCUAUACGCUCUUCUCCCACGACAACAACACUCUCAAGGCCGUUAGCUCAAAUGGGCUGUCUCCAAUCUCUCUUGCCACUCCACACAGCAGUAUCUUCAGCUCGGCUGACAUCGUGCCUUGGUUUGGACUCGAAGGGCUCCAGGUCGUUGUCUCAGGGUAUGCUCUGCAGUGCCAAUCCAGGAGUUUGAUACUAUUUUCUAAUGUAUCUAAUUGGGUCUCUGCGUUCCCCGAUAAGAGACAAAUGUUGAAGGUGGAGGACUGAUUUGCACCAUCAAAGUGAUGACUUCUUGGGAAGAAUACUCAUUCAUCUCUAACUUCAGUUUCUUUGAAACAAUUUUGUAUAAUACAUACGUUGGUGUAACUUAUAGAUUAUGGCAGAUUAUUUCUGAACAUUCUCAAGCGAUUUGCCUUUUUUAACUUGAAAUUUAUUUUGAAAACAAUGUAGUGAUGAUCAGAUUACAUUGGCAGAACUCGAAAAUGCACAAAUUGGGUUAGCACA